This is a messenger RNA of Stylonychia lemnae, 2253 nucleotides long. NCBI's taxonomy places the organism in Eukaryota, Ciliophora, Spirotrichea, Sporadotrichida, Oxytrichidae. The record is from the annotation of a GenBank genome assembly.
AUGAAAAAUAUAAAUACCAAUGCAAGGCACCAUUUUCAUAACCCCACAAGCACCUAAUAAAGCACUUAGCCUUCGCACUAGACCUAGAUUAAUGACUAUUGCACAUUUAAUCCAGGCAACAAAGAAAAUAAUCUGAAUACCCCCAAUAUCAAAUUGUGCUAGUAGAAUCAGCAAAGUUCAAAUUAUUGUCAGAAUUAUGGGAACAAGCCUCUUCACGUUCAGCACUACUAGAUUCUUUCCCCAUUCCCAGUAAACUAAGGCAUUCAGUAAUCUCCCUUUGAAUAUGAUAAACUUUAGAAAAAGUACAAACAGAAGCUGAAGUAUGAAUUCCCUAAGGAGUUCUUCAAUACACCUUCAGCAAAUUAGACGCCAUAAACAGUCAGGAAAGAUUCCUCACACAAUAAUUUGGAGGAAGGCGAUGAAGAUGAUGACGACAUUUCAAUAUCAAUAGAGUUUAUUUAGAAUGAAUCAAAUUAGAGCACAGUCGUAAAGCAAUCUCGGAACGCCCCAAUCAACUAAGCUUAUUUAAACAAGUCCUCCUCUUUUGUCAACAUCGGUGACACUACUGAUAUAUCACCCAUUAUCGAAUAUGUUCCUUAGCUUAUUUCUUCAAAUCUAAUGAGCAAAAAUAUGAUUAAUGUUAAGAGUGAUGCAAAUACCAAUAACACUUAGAGGAAACUAGAAUCAUAUUUUGAUAAUCCUUAGAUUAUGAGCUUAGCGAAUUCUGUUUACCAAGACUAAUCAACAAAUUUUAACACUGGUAAUCUGUAAACCAUGGACAGAGAUAUUUCAAAUGAGUUUCAAAUGAAUAAAUAGCAAAUUUAAAAAUCAAAUAAUCAGAUUGAUAGCAGUAAUUAGCUUAGUUUCUUGAGAAUGCCUGAUAGUUUUAGAGAUAAUAUGACUACUCUAGAAUCAAAUUAUAGUAAUACCAAUAAUGGAAAGGACAACAAGUUAUUGUAUGAUAAGGGGGAGUUUCAGAAGUACAGAGAAGAAGUCAAGGCUUUGUAAAGCAAUGAGAUGUCAAAUAAAUCCACAACUAGAAGAGAUAACAAGAGUCAGAUUGAAAAUUAGAAGACUCAAAAUAGGCUUAGUUUUGAUAAUGUCAAUCAAAAGUCGCUUGAAUAAAAAUAGAUAUUGAAAUUUUAUCUUGAGUUAAGAUAAGAAACCAAAACGUAAAUGGAAUAAAGAAGAUAUUCAUAGAAUCAGACAAGUAAACCUCUAAACUCUAAAGCUAAUCACUAUGUAUCUUCGAAGGAGAAACUUGCAUAUCAAUCUAAACUUCAAUAAUAUGAGUUAAAUUAAUCUAAUAAAGCAUAAAAUGAGAGAUCAAAAUCAAAGCAUAAAUUUGUUUCUGACACUUAAUCGCAAAAAAGAAAUUUGACCAACUCAACAGUUAGUUCUAAAAGCAAACAACAGCACUAAUCUAAUACUUUCGAAAACAAAAGAUACUCUGCUAUCACAUGUAGUCAACCAAUAUCCAAAAGUUUUAUCUCAAACCCCAAUUUAGAUUUGUCGAAUGGAAACCUAAAAUCAACGUUAAAGUAUCAGAAAAAUGACUCUCAACUUCAAUCAAACACAAACAGCAAUAGUAGUACUCUUGACUUCAACUCUAAAUUAGGUCAAAGAAUGAAGAAAUGUAUUGAGUCAAGUGGAACCAGCAUCAAUCGUAAUGCCACCAGAAACAUCCCAAAUAACAAAUUCAGUCAUUUACAGAUUAAUCAUAAUAUCUCAUAUCAACAGCAAUAAAUCCCAUUGACGAUGCCAUCAUCAACACUAAUAACUAAGAGGUUCUCUAAUGCUCCAAGCAAUCAUUAAUCUCAUGUAAACAGUUAAACUGUUUAUGAUAAGAUGAACUCCGCAACUAAUAAAUAUGCUAGUGAUGCAAUAAACUAGAGUAAUCAUAAUAAAAGUUUAAUGAUUGCACCAUCAUCCACAAAAUCUAAACACUUUGAGACUUCACGAACUUCUAUUAGCACUAGUAGCAGUAGAACCGCCAAACUCAUACAGCAUCUGGAGAAGUAUAGUGCUGUUAACAUGAACACAUUCAAUGGAGGCGCAGCUACUUAUCAAAGUAGUAACAUGAGUCACGGAGGUAUAAGCUCAAAUCAUUCUAUCAAUAUGGGGAAUUAAAGCAAUAAUAUGAGUAUGGGAGGAAUCGAUAAAGCAUUGAAUGAGACUAUUAUUAUGCAGAAAGCUUUCAAAGAAUUAUACUUGCAAAGAGAAAGAUUAAGGCAACAAAUUAAUAAGUAUUGA